Messenger RNA from Scedosporium apiospermum, 1212 nucleotides. RefSeq lists its product as uncharacterized. NCBI's taxonomy places the organism in Eukaryota, Fungi, Ascomycota, Sordariomycetes, Microascales, Microascaceae. The transcript is spliced from 3 exons. Gene Ontology annotation, molecular function: nucleic acid binding. The record is from RefSeq and is a predicted model, not a curated record. Bases 1 to 1212 code for a protein of 403 amino acids.
AUGGCAAAAGGUCGCAUCUCCAAAGACCCCAACAACCACCGCUGGCUCAAGGACACCACCACCUUCGGCCAGCGCAUCCUCCGCUCCCACGGCUGGACCCCCGGAUCGUACCUCGGCGCUGUCGAUGCAGCACACGCCGUUCACCACAGCGCGGCCAAUGCCUCAUAUAUCCGCGUGUUGAUGAAGGAUGACGCCGGCGGCUUGGGAUACCGAGCGGGCGGGGGAAACGGGGAGAAUGACAUUGCGGGCAUCGACGAGGUCAAGGAUAUAUUCGCAAGGUUGAACGGAAAAGUGGAGACGGAGGAGGAGAAGCGGGAGAGGGAGAGGAAGAAGGCGUUGGUGUAUCUUGGCCAGAGGGUCGGUGGGAUCACGUUCGUGAGGGGUGGUCUGCUCGUCCAGGAGGGGUUGGAUAUGAUCGAGACGUCUGUUUCUGUGGUAUCCGCUACUGAAACUGUUGUCGCAACGAGCGGUGAUUCUAGUGCUGAAACGAUGGCGAACAUCGGGAAGAGGAAAGCCGAAGAGGAACCAGACGAGGAGAUGGAAGAGGACGCGCCGCGAAAGAAGCGCAGGAAAGACGACGAGUCGCGAGCGGAGAGGAAGAAGCGAAAGGAGGAGAAAAAGAGGAAGCGGAAAGAGAGGCAAGAAUCCGAAGCCGAACUGAGCACCGAAGUGUCAACUGAAGCGAACACCCCCGACGAUACCGAUACCGGAAAGAAGUCCAAGAAGAAGUCGAAGAAGGACCGAUCUGCCUCGACGACCCAGGACGAAGCCGAUUCUUCUUCGGGCGUCGAUAGCGGAAAGAAGAAGAGGAACAAGGAUAAGAAGAAGAGCAAGUCCAAAACAAAGGGUGCCGAGAAUCUGAGCGAGGACCCAUCCGAAACUUCAAUUCCAGACGACGGGGAGGAAGCGCCUACGAGGAGUAAGAAGGAUAAAAAGAGCAAAAAGGAAUCAAAGGAGAAAAAGGAAAAGAAAGAGAAGAAGGGCAAAUCCUCCAAAUCUGAGCCCGCCGACCCCGAUGCCACACAAGCCUCCACCCCAACUUACGUCGAAUCAUCCGCUUCUACAACCCUUGUCAAUACUCCCUCCGCCUCUGGCACGUCAACUCCCACCGGUCUGUCGAAGGGCCGCCAUAUCCAUCAUGCCCGCCGCGUGGCAGCCAAACGCGCAGCUAUGUUGGAUGCGGCGGCGUUGAAGCAGAUUCUCGCAAUUUAA